UAAUAYCUGUACUGACAAUAUUUCGCGUUUUGUAAUGAGCGCUGGAAACACCAGACGAGGAAAGCACCAGUAGGCAAAAAAGUGAAACCACAACGUGCCGAAUGGGGUCCCUGCAUUAACAAUCACCGCGCARACCUGAAACGAGAGUAGACGUCACGUGGACGAAGGAGUGUUUUUAGGACACGCAAGAUGGUGGCCAUUUGUUUUUAGUUCAAAGUGGACUGCAAACCUCCUGUUCAAAGCCCAUAGCAGGCAACAACAACAAAAACAUGAAAAGAAAAACAUUUAMAGACCAGAUAUUCAAAUGAAACUUUAGAUGGAUAAGCGRCCGUUUAGUUCGCAAGGUUUACCGUUGGAAGGCGCGAGUCCGGUGACAGGUUUUUCUUCUGGUGACAGAAAAUUUAACACAGUCACGAAAAAAGAUUUGUCAGCACAAAUUGAAGACAAUCUAUCUCGGCUGUUUGAGUGCUUGAAGCUGGAGUAUGGCAGGCAGAUACUUGUUUCUCCAAAAUGGAAAAAUUUUGGUAGUCAAACGUUGCAGUUUUCAGAGAAAACACGACUCAACAACGCAAUWUGGAGAUGUUGGCAUAUUCAAUACCAGAAAAACAAGAAGCCUUUAUUUUGCCAGUUUGUAUCACCAUUAUCUGCUGAAAGAGAACCUCCAAAAAAACCUUUGACUGUAGUAUUACAAGGGCGAUAUUGGAGAAGGAAGCUCGAUGCUAUUGCUAGAGAGUACAAGAAAUGGAGGAUUUACUAUAAACAUAAGAAUGAAGGAGUAGAUGAAAGUCGUGACAGACUACGGUCCUGCAGUACAAGUAGUGGAGACGAUGAAAUAUCUCAUGGGUCUCCRUUAACACAAGUUGUUAAUUUAAUGGAUCUAGAGCUUACAACAGAUUUAGUCCAUUCACACCACGAUACACUCUUCACAACCAAGACAAAGCCGGUCCCAAAACCUGCURUAUCUGAAAUUGUAUUUCAACCAUCGUUGGAUAGUUUGCAACCAAACCUGGAUGAAUUUACCAAACACCUUGAAAGUUUAGUUGUYUCGCUAAGGCAUGGUCCACAAGAUCAGAUUGAAAUGAUGGAACACACAUCUGAAUAUAAUCCACUUUAUUCAAUGUGCACAACUAGUACUGCACURAAUACCUCACAGGCACAAUCACAAACAUACAUGAACACAACCGAAUCGUUUACYCAGUUCCCAAUGGACUAUAGUAAUCAMAUGGAGAUCCAGGAUUACCCGAUAUCACAACCUCUUUCGCAYGAAAGUCUUCCAUUAACACAACUUGAGGAAGAAUCAGAACACGAGAUAUUUACAYCGGAGGCRAUGACGUCUCCUGUGCAGAUACCACGGUCCUCSUCAACYUCCUCRCAGUCGUCAUAUCAAGUWUCCCCUAGUGCUGGUCUGAGCCAUGGACGCAGCAUUCCUUAUAGACACAGUAGUUGUAAUUUACAAGAGUACAGUACGUCACCAACAAGGAAGGCACGAUUACCAAGGAAUGUUUCUGAUAAUCAACUAUCAUCCAUGGAGAAUUCUCAGUUCAACUUUAAUGCACCUUUUGGGCAAUCCCAGGAGAGAAAGAUGUCAGCUAAGGAUCAAUUUCCAAAUCUUGUGGCCUACUUGCAGUCCACAAGUAGUGGGGCUACAGAUACAGCAGCUUCACAGCCUAAGAGACCUCGAAUUCCGCGAAAUAUGUCAGAUUCAAGGCUGUAUAACUCRUCAGGUGGUGGRWUGCACCCUGUUCAUAUGUUCAAUCAACAGAACCUUGCUACAAGUCCACCACAACAAACACCAAUUGARCAGCAAACUCAAAAUGGACAAACACAGAGACAACAAAAUUUAAAUACAACUCAAAAUAAAUCAAGAACUAGAAGAGGCAAACUGCCUCGUAAUAUGUCYGAUUCAUCGCUUAUGUACAUGAACCAGCAACAACUCCAAACGGCUAGUUCUAACKUAUCGUCCAUGCAAAGGAGAAAGUCAUCUGACCCAAAUAGAGCAAUGAGUCCUCCAACAAGCCAACAAAGUGCACAUCCAGUGUUUUCAUCGACUUUAGCUGAAGCACAUGAGGUCAAUCAAGCAAUGAAACAAGAAGUGGGRGGCUCRCCAAUGRGUUCUAGCUCAAUGAUGACAACAGAAGCUCUUGAACAGGUAUCGUUGUUGGAUCAACUGGCACAGUUCUCAUCUCCUGCUUCUGCAMCACAAUCGACAGGUCAACAGAAAUUUCCACAGUCUUCAGUGUUGACUCAGCUKCUUCAUUUGGGUGAGAAUACUCAAGUACCUCAGAAAGACAAAGAGGAAAAUAACCACGUUAUGAAGCAAGUGCUUCAGUUAAUUCAAAAACCAGCAACUCAGCCUAAGUUGAGUCAGGAAGUACCAACAAAUCAGCUAUCAUCCCAAUUAUUGUCUUUAUUGCAAGGCUCAGCAAACGAAGAAAGAGGUAUGAUGUCUUCACAACCAAGUGGUUUGAUUCAACAGAGUGAUUUGCACCAGCAGUUGUCGCUACAGUCGCAACAAGUGGAGCUUCAGCAACAACAAAAACAGCAGUCUCAACAGCAGCUAUUGCCUCAACAGCAACAACAGCAGCAGCAAUUGUUGGCACAACAACAGCAGUUGUUACAGCAGCAGCAACAACAACAGCAUCUAUUAUCGCAACAGCAGCAGCAGUUUCAACAGCCAUUAUUGGCUCAACAACAGCAGCAGCAACAACAGUUGUUAUCACAACAACAACAAGAACAGCAGCAGCUGUUAACACAGCAACAACAACAACAGCAGCAAUUAUUUCAGCAGCAACAACUCCAUCAGUUGUCACAGCAACAUGGACAACAGCAUCAAAUAUCUGGAAAUUCCCAGGAACAACUACUACAGCAACAACUAUUGCAAAUGCAAAAGCAGCAACAAGUAUUGCAGCAAUUUAACAACAAAAGUCAAUCUUAUCCACUAGAACAACAGCUGCAACAACAGUUCAUUCAGCAACAGCAACAGCUCAAACAGCAGCUGCAAGAGAACCAGCAAUCCUCCCAGCUUAUUUCUGCAUUGCAGUCAACCAAUAAGGUGUUACAACAACAUCUGACACAUCCCCAACAAUAUCAACUUGUACAACAACAGCAACAACAACAACAACAACAGUCACAGCAACAAGGAAUGGUGUUUGCAGUUAAACAAGAAACAGUAGCUAAGACAACAAASAUAAACAUUCAGCCAAAACCAGUUGUUUCCCAGUCUAGUAUCCCAACUGCAAUACUGAUAACACCUCAACCACAAUCAACUCAGGCAGGAAUUCAGCAGCAACCAGUGAAUAUAGCAUCAAUACCCUCCAAUCUAGUGUCAUUGCAGCAGAUUUUGCAAGGGAAUCCUGUUACACCRGUGACUUUACCAACUACUGCAGUUGUAAGUCUAGCAGCCACAACCAAUCAGCAGACUAAAGUAAACAGCAGCACGGUAGAUAGCUUUUCUCAAGCCGGGUUUACAACUAGUACCACUACUGCAACUACAACAUGUGACUCAACAAUGAUAUCCACAGGUGAACAUCAAAUGAGAUUGAUUCAUUUUCUUGGACGCAUUUGUAAAUAG
This is a messenger RNA of Exaiptasia diaphana, 3571 nucleotides long. Its product is annotated as transcription factor SPT20 homolog. Lineage: Eukaryota; Metazoa; Cnidaria; Anthozoa; Actiniaria; Aiptasiidae. Gene Ontology annotation, molecular function: RNA polymerase II cis-regulatory region sequence-specific DNA binding; DNA-binding transcription factor activity, RNA polymerase II-specific. Gene Ontology annotation, biological process: regulation of transcription by RNA polymerase II. Bases 317 to 3571 code for a protein of 1084 amino acids. The transcript is spliced from 11 exons. Gene Ontology annotation, cellular component: nucleus. The record is from RefSeq and is a predicted model, not a curated record.